GAGAUAAUUCUCUGGGUGUUGCUUUAAAUGCCGUCCGGCCCAUCAAUGCUCCGGCGGCGGCGAGAAUAAGACAGUUCCCUGAGAAGACCCCGGACGCGGACUGUGGCACGCCAGCGAAUCAUUGAUAUGUCUAGGCUUGCUGUGCUCUUACUGUGUGUCUCGUCAAUCCGGACGGAGCCCACCGAAGAAUACAGGAACAUGACUGCUGCUGCUAAUGGCCGCUUCAUGUAUUUCGCCUUUGGAAGCAACUUGUUGAAGGAAAGGCUGCAACUGGCGAACCCCUCGGCGGUAUUCUGCUCCACUGGCCGACUGAAGAACUAUGCAUUGAACUUUGGCCUGUGGGAGAAACAUGCACAGAGCACUUGGCAUGGUGGAGUGGCCACCAUCGAGUCCCAUCCAGGCGCUGAAGUAUGGGGGGUCAUCUGGACUUUGAGCAAUGAGCACCUCAAUAGCCUGGACAACCAGGAAGGGGUGAGCCGGGGCAUGUACUCUCCUCUGGAGGUUUCAGUAGAGACUGAUAACGGACCGAUGCUCUGCAGAACUUACCAGAUGAACAACUUCCACGCCUGUCCUCCGUCUCCCCAGUACAAACAGGUGGUGUGUCUGGGUGCAGAGCAGAAUGGACUCCCCGCGGAGUACCUGAAGAGGCUGGAGGCCAUUCAAACCAACAAUUACAGCGGCCCCACGAUCCUCGAUCAAAUCAAACCAGUUAUGAAGCAGUAGAGAUGAAAAGUUUGCAUUACUGACUUUGGAAAAAUCAGUUGAUGGAACAGCCGCACCAAGGUUCACAGAGCCAAAACAAGAUGAAGUACUGAAGAGUUACUAAGGGGCCCUUGUGUUUAAGACGAUUAUUAACAGUCACAUAACUUGUCUCAAGGCCCCACCAUAAAAAAAAAAAAAGCUUUACAACCACAGAUGGGUGACAAGUUAAAGGAACAAAGCGUCUGAAUGAGAGUCAGGCUUCCAGGAGCCACAGCAUGAAUGCUCUUUGCACAGUCCCUUAUUUACUUAUACAGUGUGUAUACAAUCAGGUUAAGCUUUUAACUAAACACUAACAGCUUAAAACACUAAAUAAAAGGCAAAAUAUUGCUUAAACAAAUAUGAACACUUUCUUUCCCUCUUUCAGUGAGUGUUUGUCAUGGUAGUUUGUCUACUUUUUUUUAAAGUAUAUCCCUGGCAAAAAUCUAAUACGAUAACAUGUAUCUCUUUUGCAAGACAGUAUAACACAGUAUAGUAUUUAGUAUAGCAGAUACAAAUACUGACAUAGAGCAGUACAGACAGACAAACAGAUCCUAAGAUAAAAGUUUAUAUUAUUUGGUGUUGUGAUGGUAAACCUUGGUGCACUGAAGCAUCUGCAUUUGAUUUCUCUACUCCAUUACUCAGGUUUUUCCCUUUAACUUGUUCCAUCUGUAGUUUUAGGACAAUAAAGACAUAUUUUUUUCCCACAAUGAAAAUUCAGUCAUUAUUUAUUCACCCUCAUGCUGAUUGAACUCUGAAGGAUCAAGUUUUUUCAAAUCAAUUUGGGAUCUCACGGCUCCAGGACAGUUGGAUAAUGUUGGACAAGCUGCAGAGACAUAAUAUUUAUUUAUCAAUUAGUCGGUUGUUUUGUCGCUUUCAAGACAAGACCCCAGCCACUACAGUUGUUGAGAAUGCUGCAAUGCCGUUUUUCUGUGAAGCUCCAGAAAUGGUUUUGGGCUACUAAGAGUCGCUUGACUUUCCAUCAGCAUGGUGGCGAGUAAAUGAUGACAGAAUUAAAAACGUUUGGGUGAACUUAUCCUUUUAGGUCAAGGCUGAAGGACUCCUACUCUGAUAUGGAAGUGAUUUUGCACCUCUGUGUGGCCAGAAAUGAGUAGGGCAUGCAAUGAGAUGUUUAGCUGCACACAACACACAACUUUUCUUUAUAUUUUAGUGCUGCUAUCAAGCAAUUAAUUUGAGUUGCUGACAAGUGUGUUGAAGAAUCAUAAUACUGUAUGCCAGAAUGUAUGUGGCAGGUAGGAAUUUUUUUAUUAAACACUGAUGAAACA
Messenger RNA from Acanthopagrus latus (yellowfin seabream), 2024 nucleotides. It is a transcript of the gene ggcta, whose product is annotated as gamma-glutamylcyclotransferase a. The coding region runs from base 127 to 723 and encodes 198 amino acids. NCBI's taxonomy places the organism in Eukaryota, Metazoa, Chordata, Actinopteri, Spariformes, Sparidae. The transcript has 4 exons. Gene Ontology annotation, molecular function: gamma-glutamylcyclotransferase activity. The record is from RefSeq and is a predicted model, not a curated record.